AUGGUCCUGAGGAAUGUCCGUGAAGAUAAUGGGCGUGCCCUCCUGGAAAUGUUGGAGCACCUGAGACUGAGGAGGGCAAGUGCACCCAACACCCACAUCACUGUGCGAGUCCUAGCGGCGGCGGACCAUGACGGGAUAUGCGCAGCACACAUUCUGUCACAGCUGCUGGAUAUCCGGGACGUCAAGCAUACUUUGCAGCCUGUGUGGGAGAACGCGGACAUCGCUCAGCACAUCAAGCACGUGGAGAACGACACGGAGGUGCUCUCCAUGGUGCUGCUGAAUUGCGGGGCGAGCACCGACCUUGAGAAACUCGUGUCAGAGAGCAAGAUGUCAGAGAGGCAUGUGGUGUUCGUCAUGAUGCCGUCAACGGGCCACGUGAAUCCUUCCCUGCCCAUCGUGGUCGAGCUCAAAUCCCGUGGAGUGAUAGUGACCUACUACGUCCAUGAACAGUUUCGCGAGGUGGUGGAAGCCACCGGUGCUAACUGGCGUCAAAUGCAAAGGCCCCAUGACUUGACUGACGAGCAAGCAUCAAAGUACUUAGAUGGUCUCGAGAAGACUGCUUGCCUCUUCCCGGCUAGCGCGGUGCCCGUGGCCGCUGCUAUUCUCCCAAGUUUGCUAAGUGACAUGGGAAAUCUGCACCCGAGACCGUCUCUGAUUUUGUACGACCCGCUCUUGCCACAGGGCCUCGUUGUUGCCCAUCAGUUUCACAUACCAUCAGUUAGCCUGCUGACCUUCACUGGCCCUGGUGUGGUGAGUUCUCAAGCAUCUUUAGAGAUGAACCCAGUGGUCCAAAGAUCAGCGCAAGAAAUCAAGGAGGUGUACGGCAUCGACAUCUUUGCGCAUGGCACCAUCGGCGAGUUCUAUUCGAUGGAUAGAAACACGGUCGCGACGCUCGAGCGCUUGUUUGCCCCUCCCUCCUCAAGCUUUCAAAAGGAGCGACUCGCGAAGGUGCCCUUUCGAUGUGUAGGGCCCAUGAUCGCCCCGGAGGAAUCAAGGAUUUCACAUGCCUGGGCUUCGGCAGAACAGCUGGACAAGAAGCUGCCCUGGAAGACCAUUGAUGAGGCCAGGCAGCGGUCGAAGCACGUCAUCUAUGUUUCUAUGGGGAGCGUGGCAACCUCGUCAUUCUGGGCACGAAAGUUUGGCCCGACUGCGGAAAGCAAUGGCUUGCAAGAUUUCAGUGGCAAGGAGUUUGUCCAGUUCGUCCUGAAGGCGGCCUUCGAGGCAUUCGGCCAUGAAGAGGAUCUCUUGGUGAUCGCAGCUACUGGGCCUCAGGUGGACGCACUCGAGGGUCUCCCCCCCGCUCCUGAGAACUUCAUUCUUCAAGAAGUUGUACCACAGCUGCAGGUGCUUCAGAAGUGCGACGUCUUCAUCACACAUGGGGGAGCCAACAGCCUUCAUGAGGCGAUUGCGUUGGCAGUGCCCUUAGUGAUUGUGCCAAUGUUCCACGACCAGCCUUUCAAUGCCGAUGCUUUGGUGGACACCGGCGCGGCCGCGUCCUUCAAAUUCCCCAGUGAAACCUUGUCGCCGACAGCUCUCCGAUCGGCUGUUCGGCAAAUGCUUGAGCCUGAGAACUCCUUCCGGCUUGCAGCUAGCGAGCUGAGCCGUCAGAUGGCUCGGAGUGGUGGGGUUGCAAGGGCAGUUGACUUCAUCUUGUUUGGAGAUGCGGCUGAUGUGCAUGGCUAA
Molecule: messenger RNA, 1683 nt
Organism: Symbiodinium sp. CCMP2456
Lineage: Eukaryota; Dinophyceae; Suessiales; Symbiodiniaceae
Source: the annotation of a GenBank genome assembly